AUGGAGCAAGAAGUCCUUGAGGAUAUUGCAUCUAGACUGAGUGAAAGGUACGGAAAGGAGGCACCCCUCAAAAUCCAAAGAGGUCACGUGCACAAAUACCUUGGGGUCACGAUCGCUUUCAGCAAAAAAGGAAAGGUAAAGUUUUCCAUGGAUGAUUACAUCAACAGAUUACUCGAAGAAGCACCAGAGGAUAUGAAAGGACUGGCUACUUCACCGGCAGCCAAUCAUCUGUUCCAAGUCAAGGAUGAGCCGGUAUUGUUGGACAGCAAGAGGGCCGAACUAUUCCACCACAUCAUGGCAAAACUUUUAUACCUAUGUGUUGGCUAA
Messenger RNA from Cylindrotheca closterium, 327 nucleotides. The record is from the annotation of a GenBank genome assembly. NCBI's taxonomy places the organism in Eukaryota, Bacillariophyta, Bacillariophyceae, Bacillariales, Bacillariaceae.